Messenger RNA from Hibiscus syriacus, 1083 nucleotides. RefSeq lists its product as uncharacterized. Lineage: Eukaryota; Viridiplantae; Streptophyta; Magnoliopsida; Malvales; Malvaceae. The coding region runs from base 1 to 1083 and encodes 360 amino acids. The transcript has 2 exons. The record is from RefSeq and is a predicted model, not a curated record.
AUGAGGUUACCUCUGAAGAGAUCAAAGAAGCUAUCUUUGGUUAAGGCAAUGACAAAGCUCCUGGCCCUGAUGGAUUCACUCCCUACUUCUUCAAACAUUCAUGGUCCAUUGUUGGUGAGGAUGUGGUGCUGUUGUAAAAUAUUUUUUUUCCAAAAGUCCUCUCUGCUUCCUGUUUUCAAUGCAACUACACUUGCAUUGAUUCCCAAAGUUCCCAAUCCUUGCAAAGUUAAAUAUUUCAGGCCAAUAUCUUGUUGCUCAGUAAUUUAUAAGACUAUUACUAAGAUAUUAAUCAAGAGACUGGCAUGCCUCAUCCUUGGAAUGGUUUCACUCAACCAAACCGCAUUUAUAAAAGGAAUGAGCAUUGUUGACAACACCCUUCUUGCCCAAGAAUUGGUUAAAGGCUAUGGAAGGAAAACCAUCUCUCCAAGAUCAUGUUUCUCUGAAGCUAGAUUCUCUAAAUCCUUUAAUGGGAGCUUGAUUGGAUUCUUCAAAGGAGCAAGAGGUAUUAGACAAGAUGUCCCUCUUUCACCUAUCCUUUUUGUUUUAUCUUUGAAUGUCCUAUCCAGAUUGUUCAAUUUGGUUGCUGAUAAAGGUCUUUUUAGUUACCACCCUAAAUGCAAACAAAUAGGGCUUACUCACUUAUCCUUUGCUAAUGAAUUAUUGAUAUUUUGUAAGGGAAAUGUGGAGUUUGUUGCAGGAGUCAUCUCUAUCCUUGCUCAAUUCUAUGAAAUGUCUGGUUUGAAUCUUAAUACUGGCAAAUGUGUUUUCUUUAUUGCUAGAAUUUCAACCAGUACUAUCGAGACUAUAAAGCAUUUUACUGGUUUCAAUCUUGGAUGUUUGCCUGUUCGAUACCUGGGAGUUCCUCUAAUUACAAGGAAGCUCUCAGAGAAAGAUUGUGAAAAUAUUAUUGAGAAUAUUAAAUCAAGGCUAACUCUUUGGUCUAGUAAACACUUGAGCUUUGCUGGUAGACUGGAGCUCAUUAGAGUUGUUCUGUUCAACAUUGCCAAUUAUUGGUGCAUGCAACUUCUUCUUCCUCAAUCAAUAAUCAACAAGAUUGAACAACUUUGUUCUCGAUUCUUCUGA